Molecule: messenger RNA, 1404 nt
Organism: Fonticula alba
Lineage: Eukaryota; Rotosphaerida; Fonticulaceae
Exons: 4
Coding region: 1-1404 (467 amino acids)
Molecular function (GO): glycosyltransferase activity
Source: RefSeq, a predicted model, not a curated record
AUGUCCUUGUUCGAUUUUCCCGGCCUGGACCCCGUGCUGAGCUCCCCAUCACAAGCGGGGACAGCCACGCCCGCGCCCACGGUCCGCACGCCGGCCCCCCCCUCGCCGACGGCCAGCGCCAGCCCAACAGCCACGACCACCGCCCCGCCGCCGACGGCCACCCCCACGGCCACGGCCGCCCAGCAACAGCAGCAGCAGCAGCCCGCGCGCGACCCCGCACCGGAUCCCACUCGGCCACGGCCCACCAUGCCGGCCGGCGACGCCCAGCCGGCCAAGCGCGAGCACCCCCGCGGAUAUCCCUUCACCUCAACACAUGCCACCUCCUUUGUGGACUUCAAUGUGCCCGGCUCGACGACUGCCCACAUCUUCGAUCGGGACCCGAAGAAAAUGCGCGUCUGCGCCUUCCAGAACAUCUGCCUCAACAGCACACACGCCUUCUUCCUGCUGGAGCCCAACCCCGCGGACAAGGUCGCCCUGCCGGCCGAUGUGGACCGGGUGAGCCCCUCGUCGGCCGGCCUGGCCGAGCUCAAGAAGGACCUGGCCCUAUGCUCCAGCGGCGUGCCCAGCCGCGACCUGCCGCUCAUUUGCCAGUGCUUCACCCGCAUGACCAAGCCGGUGAUCGUGUCCGAGGCCGACAUGAAGGCUCUCCGCCCUACGGUGCGCGGCCACCACUGGCUCAUCGACAAGUUUGUGUCUGGCAACCAAAUCGGCCACUGGGCCGAGUCACUCGGGUUCUUCCACUCGAUUGUCAUGAACAAGGAGCACUUUGGUUUCCGCGUCAUGAACGAGGAGGUCAUCGAGCGCCUGCUGCGCAAAUACGGCGUGCGCAACAUCGCCCGGGUCACCACCACCAAGGACACCCCGACCAAGGAGCAGGCGUCGCUCUUCUACAACUCGGGCCUCAUCCUCUCGCCUCACUCCUCGCAGCUGGUGAACUUGGUCUUCACCCCGGCCAAUGCCUCCAUCAUUGAGAUGGCCCCGGCCUACUUCAACAGCGACUUCUCGCAAAUCGCCGAGGUCCUGACGCAGAACUACCACUUUGUCAUCGGCGGCUAUGCCACCGGCGACCCUGUGUCCCUGACCACCGAGGAGAAGGCCCACCUGGCCAUGUGCAACGCCCGGUAUGCCUACUGCAAUGGGCGUCUGGACAAGUGCUCGGUCCGGGCCUCCUUCGAAAACAUCAAGGACCACCAGCCCAAGGGCAACUGCAGCUCCGGCAGCCCGGCCUACGCCAAGUACUCGAAGGCCGUCAAGUCCCGGGACUUCUAUGUCGACGAGGCUGGCCUGGAGCGUGCCAUCAAGUCCGCCCUGUACCGCCUGCACCAGGCCUGCGGCGGUAGCUGGCCAGGGGCCGACCCGGCUGCCCUCAACGAGCCGGCGCUGUCGUGGCUCCUGCCAGCAUGA